AUGGCAAAAGGUGGAGCAUUUCAUACUUUUGGAUUUUCAAGUCCAAUAAUUGAAGCUGUAAGACAUAUUGGAUAUUCUCUUCCUACUCCUAUUCAGAGAAGAUGCUUCCCAGCAAUUUUAGCAGGUCGUGAUGUCGUUGCUAUGGCUAGAACAGGAUCUGGAAAGACAAUAGCUUUUGUCCUACCAAUGUUACAGAGAUUGGGUUGUAAACAUUCAACUAUUGUUGGCAUUAGGGGUUUGAUAUUAUCUCCAACAAGAGAAUUGGUUUUACAAACCUAUAGAGUGGUUCGUAAAUUUGCCAUUAAGACAGAUAUUAGAAUUUGUACUUUAACAGGUGGAUCAUCUUUGGAUAGGCAAUUUGAAAACUUGUCUGGUAAUCCAGAUAUUGUUAUUGCAACCCCUGGACGUCUUUGUCACCAUAUUGUUGAAGCAAAGCUAUCUCUCUCUGCAAUUUGUAUGAUAGUUUUAGAUGAAGCCGAUAGACUGUUUGAAACAGGUUUAAUGCCACAAAUAGAUGAUAUAAUGAAGAUUAUACCAGCUAGUAGACAAUGUAUCUUAGUAUCUGCAACAAUGCCUACAGGUUUAGUAUCUUUUUCUCGUGCAAAGCUUGUUGAACCAGAGUUUAUUAGGCUUGAUUCUGAUCAUUUGAUCAGUGAUACUCUCAAACUUAUAUUUAUAUUUACAAGAGAAGAUGAUAAAUUAGCAACAUUACUAUAUCUUUUGAGAGUUACAAUACCACAUAAUGAACGUGUUAUGGUAUUUUGUGCAACAAAACACCAUGUUGAAUAUCUAGCUAAGAUUUUAACAGAAUGCAAUAUAAAUAUAGGCUCAAUAUAUGGAAAUAUGGAUCAAGAUGCGAGGAAUGCUCAACUGAAUUCAUUUAGAAGAAAUAAGACUCGUGUUAUGAUAGUUACAGACAUAGCAGCCAGAGGACUUGAUAUACCAUUAUUGGAGAACGUAAUAAAUUUCGAUUAUCCCUUAAGUGCUAAAUUAUUUGUUCAUAGAACUGGUAGAACUGGAAGAGCUGGAAAGAUGGGUAAAGCUUUUUCAUUAGUAACUGCUAGAGAUUUACCAUAUACUGUUGAUUUGAUGCUAUUCCUAGGUCUCAGAGUAUCUACUUUAACUAAUAAAACAAAGGACCCAAAUAUACAAGCUACAGAUAUCUCUAAUAUUGGAGAUAAAGACAACAAUAUAACUUUGGAAUCUGAAAAAGUGGAAGAAAAUUUAUUAAAAGAUACUGAACUUAAUUUCAAGUCAAUAAGUGAAGAUUUAUGCAAUAAAAUAUAUGAGCAGUCAGAAUAUAAUUUUGUAAAGACAUAUUCUUUGAAUACAGGAGAUAUGUGUGAUAAAUCUGACUUUAAAUCUAAGAGUCAACCUUAUAUUACAGAUACACUUAAGAUACAAACUGAACAGACUAAGAAGAAUGAAGAGUCUAAAAAAAUGAACUCAAAAGACAUUGUAUUAAUUGCAGGUACACCAGAUUUAACUAUGGAAAUUGAAACUAUAGAUAGAAUUCUUACUGAAAAUGCAGAAAUUGAACGAAAUAGAAGAUCUAUGACUGCUGCAUAUGCCUUAUAUUUAAAAUCUAGACCAUCAUCUUCAAGAGAAAGUGUUAAACGCUCUAAGCAAUUAUUAGAUGAGUGCGGAGGAGCAUCCAGGCUUCUAAUGACUGUACAUCCUGAUUUAACUAGAGAUACAAAUAGUGGAGAUAUUUUAAGUAAUUUAAAUACUGAAGAUCCUAUGCUAUUUCAUCUUAAAAAGUUUAGACCAACUCAUUCCAAGGUUUGUCCUAGUAAUAAAUUAUUAAUUCCAGACAAAAAUAUUGGAAAAGUAACACUACAAUCUGCUAUUAAAAUGGAAAAACUUAAAAUAUCUUCUCAAAUUGGAAGAGAUUUGUCAUUAACUGAAGAUUUAGAUUAUAGAAAUUUAUCAGAAAUCCUUGAGGAGGAAAAAAUAAAUCAAAAUAAGGAAUUGGAUAUUCCUAAACAAUCUCUUGCAAUUCAUAAACGCCGUAAUCCUUGUAGAUCUGGUCAAUCUAGUAAAAGUAAAGAAGAAAAUAAGCAGUUUUUUAUUCCAUAUAAAGUCGACAAAAUAUCAGAUAUAAAAGAAUCUGCAUUAUCAAUAGAAGCAAGCUCUUUUGAUAUUAAUCCUGAUGAAGAUGCUGACCUAAGAAAAACUAAAUAUGUUAGGAAGUGGAAUGCAGCUAAGAAACGUUAUCAGUUAAUACAAAAGCCAGAACCAGGUUCAAUUAAGAAACACAAUGAAAGUGGUGUGAUUGUUCGUGGAAAAUUGAAAUGUCAGGGUCAAUACAAAAAGUGGAUGGCAAAUAGUAAUAUGAAAAUUCAAUCUGUAGGAGAAUUAGAAGAUGUCAAAUUUCCUGCAAAAAGAAUGAAGAAAUCUCAACUUUCUGAACCUGAAUUUGAAGAUAUUUCAGAAAAUAAUGUAUUACCUAUAGUAGGAGAUAAACAUAAAGGUUUGGUUGAAGCCAUAAAUAAAGGUAUAAAAUUGACGCAUAAGCAGACAAGAACUGCAAAACGUUUAGAACUUAUAUCCUCUUCUAAAAAUAGUUUAGAAGUGAAACAAUAUUCAGAACUAAGAACUCCUCAACAAAUAUUGAAAAGCCGCAGACAACAAUUUAAGAAUAAACUUAAAAAUAAUCCAUUAUUAAGACGCAAAAAUUCAAUUAUAUCCAAUAAGGAGUUCCAUGAAAAAAAUUCUGUGAAAAUUACUCAAAAGGGGAGACCAAAUAGAAGUAUCUUAUUAGUAAGACAAAAAGUGAAUAAAAGCCAGACCAUAAAAAGUGUUAGAAAGAUACAUUAG
Messenger RNA from Cryptosporidium muris RN66, 2820 nucleotides. Its product is annotated as DEAD/DEAH box helicase family protein. Gene Ontology annotation, molecular function: RNA binding; RNA helicase activity; ATP binding. The transcript has a single exon. Lineage: Eukaryota; Apicomplexa; Conoidasida; Eucoccidiorida; Cryptosporidiidae. Gene Ontology annotation, cellular component: nucleus. Bases 1 to 2820 code for a protein of 939 amino acids. The record is from RefSeq and is a predicted model, not a curated record.